Molecule: messenger RNA, 657 nt
Organism: Neomonachus schauinslandi (Hawaiian monk seal)
Lineage: Eukaryota; Metazoa; Chordata; Mammalia; Carnivora; Phocidae
Product: procathepsin L-like
Exons: 6
Biological process (GO): immune response
Cellular component (GO): lysosome
Molecular function (GO): cysteine-type endopeptidase activity
Source: RefSeq, a predicted model, not a curated record
UCUGUGGACUGGAGAGAGAAAGGCUACGUAACCCCUGUGAAGGAUCAGGGUCAGUGUCAAUCUUGUUGGGCUUUUAGUGCAACUGGUGCUCUCGAAGGACAGAUGUUCCGGAAAACUGGCAAACUCGUGUCACUGAGUGAGCAGAACCUGGUGGACUGCUCUCGGUCUCAAGGCAAUGAGGGCUGCAGUGGUGGCCUGAUAGAUUAUGCCUUCCAGUAUGUGAAGGACAACGGAGGCCUGGACUCAGAGGAAUCCUAUCCGUAUCUUGCAAGGGAAAGUGAAUCCUGCAAAUACAGGCCUGAGAAAUCUGCUGCCAAUGUGACCACCUUCUGGCACGUCUUAAACAAGGAGGAUGGUCUUAUGACCACGGUGGCAACUGUGGGGCCGGUCUCUGCUGCUGUAGAUUCAAGCCCGGAUUCCUUCCAGUUCUAUAAAAAAGGCAUUUAUUAUGAUCCAAAUUGCAGCAGUGAAAGCCUGAAUCAUGGUGUUCUGGUGGUUGGCUAUGGCUUUGAAGGAGCAGAAUCGGAUAACCAAAAAUACUGGAUUGUCAAGAACAGCUGGGGUACAAACUGGGGCACGCAGGGCUACAUGCUGUUGGCCAAGGACCGGGACAACCACUGUGGAAUCGCCACCAUGGCUAGUUUUCCUGUCGUGUGA